AUGGGCCGGGCGCCAGGCUGCUGGGUGUCAGGGCACCCGAGGGAGCCGGAGGUGGGGCGAGGCGUGGCGCGGCGCCGCAUGCUCCCCUGGCCCUGCAUGGCAACAGGCAAUGGAGCUCUAGGUCCCUUCGGGAGCGGACCCACGCCCGGUUUGAGAGGCAGCGGGUGGCAGAGGAGGGAGGGCAAACUGGCAGCCCCUGGCAACCUGGGGCUGACGGCAGGAGGCUGGGCACACCGCGGAUUUCCCUCCGCCAGCAGGAUGGUGAACCUGGAGUCUGUGCACGCAGCUGUCCCCGAAGGAGAACGUGGCCCCGGGUGUGGUGGCAGCCAUCACUUCAAGGAGAUCAAGAUGAGCGGUGAUGCGGCAGAUUCCACAGAUACUCGGCACGAACCUGACCAGGUGGAGCCAGGAAAUGAACAGAAUGGGCUGGACUUUAACAGGCAGAUUAAAACCGAAGACCUCAGCGACUCCUUGCAAUCUACAAUCCCCCCUAGGUCAGGUCACCUUGUGCAGGGAUCAUCAAUGAUGCCCGGAAGCCAAAUCGCAGGGGAUAUGAGCUCUCUUCACACUCUGCAGCAGCUUGUAUUGCUUCCCGGUCAUAUGCAGUCAGUGCCCCAGUUUCUUCUGUCUCAAUCUCAGGCCGGGCAACAAGCUUUGCAGCCAAACCUCCUCUCCUUCCCUCAGCAACAGGGCAGCCUUCUCCUCUCACAACCGGGACCCAGCCUGGCAUCACAGGCUGUGGGCCGUUCUGGACUCCCUGGCUCAUCGGUUGAACCCCACCUGGACGUACCCCAGCAUUUGCAAGUGGCAAAGCACCUAACUCCUUCAGGAGCAUCUGAGGAACCCAGUGACCUGGAGGAGCUGGAAAAGUUUGCUAAGACUUUCAAACAAAGGCGAAUCAAACUGGGAUUCACGCAGGGUGACGUUGGACUUGCCAUGGGGAAGCUCUAUGGCAAUGAUUUCAGCCAGACCACCAUUUCCCGCUUUGAGGCUCUCAACCUGAGCUUUAAGAAUAUGUGCAAGCUCAAACCCCUGCUGGAGAAGUGGCUGAGUGAUGCAGAAUCUGCUCCUUUGGAUUCUUCCAUGAGCACUCCGAAUUCGUACCCCUCAGUGAAUGAGAUGUUUGGACGGAAAAGAAAGAAGCGAACCAGCAUUGAGACCAACAUUCGUUCCACGCUGGAGAAAAGAUUUCAAGAUAACCCCAAGCCCAGUUCAGAGGAGAUAUCCUUGAUAGCAGAGCAGCUUUCCAUGGAAAAGGAGGUGGUUCGGGUCUGGUUCUGCAACCGGCGCCAGAAGGAAAAACGGAUCAGCUGCCCGAUGCCAUCCCCCAUCAAAUCACCUAUCUACAAUUCCAGACUGGUCUCUACCUCAGGGUCCUUGGGGCCCCUUUCUGUCAAUCCAGUGCAUAGCACCAUGCCUGGGACUGUAACAUCAUCGUGUUCCCCAGGGAAUUCCAGCAGGCCCUCGUCCCCUGGCAGUGCGCUCCAUGCCAGCAGCCCCGGCACAGCCCAGAGCAACUCCAAAGCUGCAAUGAACUCUUCUGGUUUCAACUCUUCAGGAUCUUGGUACCGAUGGAAUCAACCUACCUACCUCCACUGAGACGACUCCUCCGUCAUGUGUAAAAGGAGCUCUGACUUCUAGCUAUGGACCAGCUUCUCUAGGAACAAUGCUUGGGGCAACAUCUGGUGUUCCAGUGCCUUCAAAAUGCUGCCAAAUGAAGGUCUUGUUUAAGGGAACCCACAGCAGCGGAACUCUCCAGGGACUCAAACUGCAGCUGACCUUCCCCAAGGAUUCUCAACGCCAACAGUGACAUUAUAAUACUCUUCCAGGCAUUCACUUCAAGAACGAGCCCUUGCUUAGCACUAUUAGCAUGAAACACUGCCCUCUGCUUGCAAAUCUCUGCAUUCACACUGGAUUGCCUGUCAAUCUCUAAUCUGGAAGGAUUUCUGUGUCAGGACCCUCUUUUCCCCUCACUCAUUUCAGAGCUUCCCGUAAGAAGGGUCUAUCAUGCUGUUACUAUCACGCACACAUACCGUAAACCCCCAAACUGAGCCGAGGUUACCCAGUUCAUUUCACAAGAGACCUGUGUCUAGAUGUGAGCCUUGGUUUUCAAUAGACUUUCAAGGUCAAUGGCACUGUGCUUUAUCCACUGCCAAACUUGCUUUGCUUUGAGCCAUUCUGCUCUGUUUCUAAAGGUGCUUUUUUUUUUCUUUUUUCUUUUUUUUUUUUUUUUUAAGUAAGUAUUUUAGAGCCUUCUUAUUUUUUCCUUUUAAAAAAAUUGUUGUCUUUUGCAAAAUUUGUGUCCAGGUCUUGUUAUUGUUCACAGCUGGCCUCACUGCCCCACUGGAGGAUGUCACUGUUCGAAAACCUUGGGUGAACUUCUGACUCCGUUGAACACAAAAGCAGUUUGUGUUGAUUUGAUGGGACAAGGAUUAGUCUUGACCUUCCCUUCUUUCUUUCAUUCAUCCUUUGGGUUUUAUCUGAUACCAAACAAAAGCAACCUCUCUGGAGUAGAGGUGUGCAUGUGUUCUGGUCUUUCCUGAAUUGUAAGUAAUGUAGCUUGCCUGUUCUCUGCAGCAUGCUCUUCUGUUGUAUUGGUCAGGUGUGAAUCUUGAGGUUUGUGUGCGCAAGUGUUUCUUAAUUUCAUGAGAUGCCAAAGUGUAGGAAACUUCAACAUUCACAGCAUAUCACCAGGGAAAUUGUUGUCACUUUGCAACUCUCCACUUGAACAGAGGUAGAUAUUUAAUUUUGUUAAAGUAGACUUGAGUAAUACAAAUUCCUGGUCAGGUUGUCUAUGGGUACAAGUAAUUAAUUCAGUGGAACUAGAGUAAAUGAGUGUCUGGUUCACAGAUUGUAAAUAGACAUUUUUGAGUAGUAGUCUUUUUUUCUGAUGGCUUUUUUUUUUUUUUUUUUAGGUAAAUGUGAGCUUUUUUUUUAAAAAAAAAAAAAGUAAAAAUUAUCCUUUGUCACUUCUGGGGGAAAAAAAAUAUUUGAUCUGUUUCUUCUUAUCCUACUCAUUCAGUCCUGUGUGAUGAAUUAUUGCUACAGGGAGUCUGUGGACCUGAAGAGUUUAUCAGCUACCUUCACAACAAGUGUUGAGCCCUACAUGCCCAUUGUAUAUAGAACUGCAUUUGUUGCUUUGAGUGAGGUUUUGUUAUAGAAGCAGACAUUGAUAAUAAUGAGAGAGGACUGGAAAAGAUAAGGUAACGUUUCUUGAAAAAUGGAAAUUAAGAAAAAUAUUUCUUUUUUAAAAAUACUAAAGUAAGCUUUUUCAAAAUGUUCUAACACAAAAAAGGGAGAAACUGUAUUUCUGUUUCCUAGAUUCCCCACCGCCACUCGUUUACCUCUAACUGAAACACUUUCAUCAUAUCUGUUUUUCAGUGGAAACAUUAAAAUUAAAUGAAACUUUUUUUUUUUCCCCAAAAAAAUCUGUUGUGAUUUAAAAAACAUUUUAUGUUGGGAAAGCAAGAAAUGUAGAUGGGAAGUAUUCUAACUCUCCUGAUUGCUAUGGCCCUUCUUUCUGCCAUUAAUUAAAUUUUCUUACAUGCUUGGAGGGUUGAUUUCAAGCCUUGUUCUCCAUUGCUUUCCAACUAUAUUUAGAGAUGUGAAACUAAUUAUUUGAAUAUAAUCACUCUAAAGCUAAGCUGUGACAGGUUUGGUACAGCUGCACGGGUGGGGUUUUUUGGCAGAUUUCCUAAGGUUCCCGUUACUGUCUCUAACAGGGAUUUCCCUGCAAGAACUGUCUUCUACAGCUAGAGUGACAGGAAUUAAACAUGGCAGCUUUUUCUAUGGUGUAUCUUCAUCACAGGAUUCUUGAGGAAAAAACAAAUUCUCCUCCAGCCAAGAGAAUGAUACUACAAGAGUAUUUUAAAACAACUGUGCUACGACAACUGCAUUUCAACUCAGCUAGCUGUUCGCUGGGUCAGCUGCAGGGACGGAUCAUGCCAACAUGCCCUCCCUGCGUGAACUUACCCCUGCCAUUUGCCUCCAUGGGAUUGCUUAUAAUGGUGGGCUCUCAAAAUGAGCUAAGGCAAGUGCUGCAGACACAGAGUAAUAGCUGCUCAGCUCCCCUCCAGCGCUGGCUCUGUCCUGCUGGAAAAGCCUGCGGGAUCGCUGCCGAACGUUAAUAGCGGAAGAUCUCUAGAAAUGAAUGCACUCACGUGUAUACACAACCAGGGACUGGUUUUCAUUCGCACGCAAGAUCUUUGCUACUGGAUAGAGAAUUGGGGUUGAUAUGAUAUUUAAGUAUUUUGCCUGAUUAAUUUCCAAUUAAUUUCACAUAAGCAGAUGAGUUAAACUGGCUGGGAGGCUGGUGGGGUGAGACUAAGGGAACUGUACUAAAAUGGUGGAGGGUAGGAGAAACAGGAAUGAACAAAUCAGCAGAAAUUUGUUUUGCUUUUUAACUAAAACAUGCCAGUGUUUUGUUGGUUUUGUUGGAAAGAAACCUUUUCAGAGUUGUGUUUCUCUCUUACCUGGUCUAAAAGAUUAGGAAAAAAGUAUACUUUUACAUGAAAAUUUCAAUUCUGACAUAGUUUUAAAAAAAUCCAUUCGGAAAACAAAUUGUUGCAGAUAAAGCGUGUGGGAGAAUUUUCCUCUCCUGUCUCUGGCUGGGAUGGCAUGAACCC
Molecule: messenger RNA, 4625 nt
Organism: Aquila chrysaetos chrysaetos
Lineage: Eukaryota; Metazoa; Chordata; Aves; Accipitriformes; Accipitridae
Gene: POU2F3
Product: POU class 2 homeobox 3
Exons: 14
Coding region: 1-1599 (532 amino acids)
Biological process (GO): regulation of transcription by RNA polymerase II
Cellular component (GO): nucleus
Molecular function (GO): RNA polymerase II cis-regulatory region sequence-specific DNA binding; DNA-binding transcription factor activity, RNA polymerase II-specific
Source: RefSeq, a predicted model, not a curated record